Phacochoerus africanus (Common warthog) is the source of this 1478-nucleotide messenger RNA. It is a transcript of the gene ACOT7, whose product is annotated as acyl-CoA thioesterase 7. The record is from RefSeq and is a predicted model, not a curated record. Gene Ontology annotation, cellular component: cytosol; extracellular exosome; nucleoplasm. Gene Ontology annotation, biological process: acyl-CoA metabolic process; palmitic acid biosynthetic process. The coding region runs from base 16 to 1170 and encodes 384 amino acids. The transcript is spliced from 9 exons. Gene Ontology annotation, molecular function: long-chain fatty acyl-CoA binding. NCBI's taxonomy places the organism in Eukaryota, Metazoa, Chordata, Mammalia, Artiodactyla, Suidae.
CGCCUCCCUGGCACCAUGGCUCCGCCUCCCCCCUCCCCCUCCAUGGCGCCGCCCGGGCUCAUUCAUUUCGCCCCGGGCCUGCCAGACACCUGCGUUCUCCUUCUGCCGCCCGCGCCCGCUGCUGCCGCCGCCGCCGCCGCCGCCGCCGCCAGCAUGUCGGGCCCCACCGCGGAUACCCCGUCCGCCAUCCAGAUCUGCCGGAUCAUGCGGCCCGACGACGCCAACGUGGCCGGCAAUGUGCACGGAGGAACCAUCCUGAAGAUGAUAGAGGAGGCCGGAGCCAUCAUCAGCACCCGGCACUGCAACAGUCAGGACGGGGAGCGCUGCGUGGCCGCCCUGGCCCGGGUCGAGCGCACCGACUUCCUGUCGCCCAUGUGCAUCGGCGAGGUGGCACACGUCAGCGCGGAGAUCACCUACACGUCCAAGCACUCCGUGGAGGUCCAGGUCCACGUCAUGUCCGAGAACAUCCUCACAGGUAACAAAAAGCUGACCAAUAAAGCCACCCUGUGGUACGUGCCCCUGUCGCUGAAGAACGUGGACAAGGUCCUGGAGGUGCCACCAGUCGUGUACUCCCGGCAGGAGCAGGAGGAGGAGGGCCGCAAGCGCUACGAGGCCCAGAAGCUGGAGCGCAUGGAGACCAAGGGGAGGAACGGGGACAUCGUCCAGCCUGUCCUGAACCCAGAGCCAAACACGGUCAGCUACAGCCAGUCGAGCUUGAUCCACUUGGUGGGGCCUUCCGACUGCACCCUGCACGGCUUCGUGCACGGAGGUGUCACCAUGAAGCUCAUGGACGAGGUGGCCGGGAUCGUGGCCGCACGUCACUGCAAAACCAACAUCGUCACUGCUUCCGUGGACGCCAUUAACUUCCACGACAAGAUCCGAAAAGGCUGUGUCAUCACCAUCUCCGGCCGCAUGACCUUCACGAGCAACAAGUCCAUGGAGAUUGAGGUCUUGGUGGACGCUGACCCCGUGGUGGACAACUCCCAGAAGCGCUACCGGGCCGCCAGUGCCUUCUUCACCUACGUGUCCCUGAGCCAGGAGGGCAAGUCUCUGCCUGUGCCCCAGCUCCUGCCUGAGACUGAGGACGAGAAGAAGCGCUUCGAGGAGGGCAAAGGGCGGUACCUGCAGAUGAAGGCGAAACGGCAGGGCCAGGUGGAGCCGCAGCCCUAGACGCCCCCCUCCUGCCGCUGGGGCCUGGAGCUGCCCCCAGUGUCUGAUCGCUUAGAAGUUACCCCUCGGCCAAGAACCCCAGUCACGUUGACAGCUGGUGUUGUGUGAAGUAUUGUCUCGCAGUGUUAUUUAACCUGUUAUUUAAUCCUGAGAACCUGUACACACCAAAGCUUUCUUUCUAUCAUUCCAGUGUAAAUGCUACACGGUAUCGUCCUGGCGCCCCGAGGCGCUCCCUGCGGAGUCCGGGGCACACACUGUACGGUGUGGAAAGAAUCCAGCAUCACUAAUAAAGCUGCUGUUUGGCUGGA